Molecule: messenger RNA, 2943 nt
Organism: Solea solea (common sole)
Lineage: Eukaryota; Metazoa; Chordata; Actinopteri; Pleuronectiformes; Soleidae
Product: interferon-induced, double-stranded RNA-activated protein kinase-like
Exons: 16
Coding region: 136-1854 (572 amino acids)
Biological process (GO): protein phosphorylation
Molecular function (GO): protein kinase activity; ATP binding
Source: RefSeq, a predicted model, not a curated record
CAAUAUGGAAGAAAUAGGAAAUAGGAAAUGCUAUAAACAGUGACUACGUUGGUGUAAGACAACGUUGAAAAGAGCGAGCAGAAGAAAGCUCUCUUGGUGGCUGAUUUUUAUUGUAGUGUUAACUUGGUUUCAUAUAUGAUGGAUGGAUAUAAACACUGCGUAUCACAACUCAACGAGUACGCGCAGCAAUCAGGAUCUGUGCUGUCAUUUCAGGACCUGGGCUGUGUUGGACCAGAUCAUGACAAGGUAUUCAGCUGUAGGGUUGUCCUUGAUGGUGAAGUCUAUCCUGAUGCUGUGGGGAGGAGCAAGAAGAAAGCCAAGUAUAAUGCUGCUGAAAGUGCCCUGAAAUGUUUGUUGGCGAGGACACGUGUCAGUGAUGAGACAAGAAGACAAAGUGUGACCUCCAAAGACAACAACUUUCCAGAGAAAUGUGCAACAGGGACUGCCAGCCAGUGCAGUCCGAAGCGCUCGCGUGAUCAUACCUGUGAGAAAAGAUGCCAUGAACCAAACAACUCCCACAAGGAACACCCUGUGAGUGAGGAUGAGAAUGUCAAGAAAGCCAAACAAAACACGUCUCAGCUGGCGUGGACUGCUCCUCAACAACACUCAGACAGCAAGGAUUCCUUUGGCUCAACUGCGUCCGAAGAUGAUGCAGCGAUGUCCUCACAACUAACUGAAUCAACCGUACUGUUCUCCAGUGAAGUGUCACAAAGCAGUGAAUCCAUAGUAUUCACUGAUUCAUCAAACCCUUUGAAGGCUCAGGUGUCCCCGGGGUCAAAUGUGUCUGAAAGUGAUGCAUCAACUUCUUUCGAAUCUACCGAGCCAUCGUCACAAAACAUGGAAACAGGUGAAAAUUGCAGUGGAUACAUGGAUAUAUCAAACCCAGACAAGGAUCAGGUUGCUGUGAAAAACAACAGUAUGGGAAAUGGUGAGAGUAACGAAUCAAGAUUCAUAUUAGAAUUUGAUUCCAUAUCACGUCUUGGCAAAGGAGGCUUUGGUCGUGUCUUCAAGGCAAGAGAAAAACUGGUCAACAAGUAUUACGCCGUCAAGGUUGUCCAGUUUAAAAAAAAAGCUUUGCGAGAGGUAACGGCAUUGUCAGACCUCCAUCACCGCAACAUUGUACGAUACUUCAAUUGCUGGAAGCAGGAUUCAGACUACCAGGACGACAGUUCAGUGGAGAGUUCCACCUCUUCUGAGUCCGUCAGCCAUUCAUCACCAAUGUACCUAUACAUUAAGAUGGAAUUAUGUGACACCAGAACACUGGAAAGCUGGAUAAUGGAGAGGAAUGAAGAACAUCAGCAAGACUCCAAACGAAGAGAAGAAAGUCUAAACAUCGCUCAACAAAUAGUCAGUGGAGUCGAGUACAUUCACUCCAAAAAACACAUCCACAGGGACCUAAAGCCUCCCAACAUCAUGUUUGGGCAGAAUAAUGAAGUGAAGAUUGUGGACUUUGGCCUAGUCACCGCUGAGGCUGAUGGCAAUGACAAACACCUGAUGGAGAGAACUAAAAGAACAGGAACCAUAUCCUACAUGGCUCCAGAACAACAUGGGAAAACCUAUGACCGAAAGGUGGACAUAUUCGCGUUGGGGCUUAUAUACCUUGAACUCCUUUGGAAAGUCUCCUCUGGCUCUGAAAGAGCAGCCAUUUUCAUGGAUGCCAAACGAAAGAAGUUCCCUACACAGUUUACAUCAGAGUUUUUCCAAGAGCACCAAAUAAUCAAGUCAAUGUUGCAUGAGAAGCCAGGAGACCGACCUGAAGCUACUGCCCUGAAAACGAAGCUUGAAAAGUUGUCUCUCAUGCUCAGUGCACAAAAAGAUAGGUCUUGGCGAACUGUAACUGAUCGCACGAGAUAGUUACACAAGCCCCGAGGCGUCCCACAAGGUUCCGUGCUUGGCCCCCUUCUCGUCAUCAUCUACAUGUUUUAUCAUACAUCAUCAUGGCCUUCAUCGCCACUGUUAUGCCAAUGAUACCCAGUUCUACUUCUGACAAUCUCUUGGAUGCUAACUUACUUCCUCAUUCACUGAUUUGGCUUUGUAUUACUAGAAUAGGGUUGGUAUUCUGUGCUUCCCAACCUCAGUUUCCCCUGAGUUGAGAAAUACUGUAUCUUCAUCCCUUUUUUUUGUUACGUGCCCACCAGUGACACUUGGUCCGAGCCUUGAAACUGCAACGCUAAUUCCGCACUUUUUAGACCCACUCGUAGGGGGAUGGGACCUCAUUCCCAGAAUGUGAACAGUGUCCGCCAUCUUUGCUAACAGUUAUGCUGUUGGCGAAAAAAAUAGAGAAAUAAAUCUAAAUUUAAGUCAAUGAUGAUGUGGACAACUGCAAUUAAAACACCGUAGCAGUGUUUGUUCUAUCACCUCGCAGGCAGCUGUUUCUCAGCACCAUGUUUUCAUGAAAACAUAUACAGCCUGUAAUCGUGUGGGGGACCGCAUAUGGCCCGCGGGCCUUACUGCGUUACCUACUCCUACACUCUAUUGACACCAGCCUCCUCACCCCUCUCACCCGCCCCCUUACUGUCCUUGUAAAACACACAAUUUUGAAUGUGUAUUUCAUCUAUCAUUCCGCUGUAACUGCUUCAUAUUGUCACUGUUUUAAAUUGCUGUUUUUCAUAAUGCAAUUGGUUUUAGCUGCUCCGUUGUUUUGUUUGUGUGAUUUCACCCUUUGAAGUACUAUAUACUGUUAAUGAAACAUGAAAUCAAUGGUAAUGGGAUUUUUUAAAUGAGUGUCAACAGUUAACACUUUUUGGAAAUGUAUUCUGUGGCUUGCUAGUGCAUUUUAAGUGUCGUUACAGCUUCUGCUUAGCAUUGAAUAUCAUAUGCAGGAAUAUACAAAAUAAAGGGUUCAUCCAGAGAAAACUGUUCAUGGUUUAUUUACAGUGUUAACUUUACAGUGUAGACAACUUGGCAGCCUUGUCUGCAGGCAGAAAUCAACUGAAAAAAACA